Daucus carota subsp. sativus is the source of this 2087-nucleotide messenger RNA. RefSeq names its product fatty acyl-CoA reductase 2, chloroplastic. The record is from RefSeq and is a predicted model, not a curated record. Gene Ontology annotation, biological process: suberin biosynthetic process; long-chain fatty-acyl-CoA metabolic process. The transcript has 9 exons. Gene Ontology annotation, cellular component: intracellular membrane-bounded organelle. Bases 80 to 1810 code for a protein of 576 amino acids. NCBI's taxonomy places the organism in Eukaryota, Viridiplantae, Streptophyta, Magnoliopsida, Apiales, Apiaceae. Gene Ontology annotation, molecular function: alcohol-forming very long-chain fatty acyl-CoA reductase (NADP+) activity.
AUAGGCUGUGUAAUACUGCAUGCCGCAAUACGAUUUUCACUUGAAAGAAACUUAGUACUAAAAACUACUCUAUUAUAUUAUGGGAACUGUUUCAUUGAAUCUCUUUCCUAUAAUUUCCAGUAGGCAAAAACUAAACAGAAAUAGAGUUUCUACUGAUCAAAGAUUGUUGAGAAAGAAGAGCAUUACUGAUACUUCCCUUCGUGUUAAUCAGAUCUCCGCAAAAAUUUCUUCUCUUUAUUCGUGUGCAUAUAAUGGGAAGAACAGUGGUGUGCUUGAAAAGGACUCGGUAUCGCUUACUGAUGGUCAGCUAAAUUCAGAAAUGCAUGAUGAUGGGAUUGGAAUUGUCGAUUUUUUUUGUGGGAAGAAGCUUCUUAUUACUGGUGCAACUGGAUUCUUAGCAAAAGUUCUUGUGGAGAAGAUUCUGAGGACAAUGCCAGAGGUGGAUACGAUAUUUCUGCUGAUUAAAGCCAAGGAUGAGGAGGCUGCAAUGGAAAGAUUAAUGAAUGAAAUUAUAAAAACAGAGCUCUUCAAGUGUUUACGAGAGAAGCAUGGAAUGCUAUUUGAAAAUUUUAUAUUGAGCAAGCUGGUGCCUGUGGUUGGAGAUAUGCGCAAAACAAAUAUAGGCAUCGAGGAAGAGGUAGCUAAUCGCAUAGCAACAGAAGUGGACGUGAUCAUCAAUUCUGCAGCCACUACAACAUUUGACGAAAGGUUUGAUGUGGCUCUUGAUAUUAACACAAAAGGAGCUGCACGGAUUGUAAAUUUUGCUAAGAAGUGUGAGAAGCUCAAGUUGUACGUGCAUGUAUCAACAGCUUAUGCUUCUAGACAGAGACAAGGAAAGAUUAUUGAAGAAUCAUUCGGUAAGGGGCAUUAUGUAGUAAGCGGUGCAGGUAAGAAUGAAGCACCAGAUAAACAUGUACUUGGCUUGAAUAUUCAAGCUGAAAUAAAGCUUGCAUCAGAAAUGGUAGAAUCUUCUAAGGAAAACGAAAUGGAUCGAAAUCUCAAGGAUUUGGGCAUGAGAAGGGCACAGAAAUAUGGGUGGCAGAACACGUAUUCGUUAACCAAAGCAAUGGGCGAAAUGGUAGUCGAAGAUACAAAAGGAGAACUACCUGUAAUCAUAAUUCGGCCUAGUAUUAUCGAAAGCACUUUAAGAGAACCAUUUUCGGGUUGGAUAGAAGGUAACAGGAUGAUGGAUCCAAUUAUCCUCUUGUAUGGAAAAGGGAAGCUCCCUGGUUUCUUUUCAAAUCCUGAUAUGGCUCUGGAUGUGGUACCGGCUGACAUUGUUGUCAAUUCAACAUUAGCCGCCAUAGCAAAACAUGGAGGCAAAGAAAGUAAAGUAGAAGACAACAAUUCAAAUGAUCAUGUGUACCAAAUUACUUCAUCUGUUGCAAAUCCUUUGAUAACCCGGGAUCUGCUGGACCUGGCCUUUCAGCAUUUUAGCCUAAGUCCUUGCUUUGAUCGCGAGGGAAAUCCAAUCCAAAUUUCAGCAUUCAAGUUCUUCUCCUCUAUAGAAGAUUUGUUGUCCGACAUGAAGAGCACUAGCAGCAAUGAUGAGAUUUCUCCCAGACAGGAAAUUAUUCGUAGAAAAUCAAUAGAACAUUUUAAGUACAUGGCUAAUCUGUACCAACCCUACACCUUCUUCGAUGGAAGGUUUGAUAAUAACAAAGUCGAGAAACUAUUGGAGUGCUUGUCUGAAGAAGAAAGAAAAGAUUUUGGAUUCGAUGUAAGCUCCAUAGACUGGGAAGAUUACAUUACAAGGGUCCAUUUUCACGGUGUCAGGAAGCAUGUUAUGAAGGAGACAGCCCUCAAGUAGUUAUGUUCAGGACAAAACCUUUGAUGCCUUCACUCCAUAUUAUGAUGCCAAGGCUCCAAACUAUAUUCAUCUAUAGAUGCUCCUAUUGUCUCGAAAAUCUGGAUAGGAACGGGGAGGCUGGCAUCAUUCCUUCGUUUUGAUUAUUAAUCCUGAAUUCCUGAUAACGUUGUAUUCUCUCAAGAGAACGAUUUCGUACAAGUAGUAACACAUUUUCUGAUUUGUUCUUUCACGAACUUACAAGUUAUCCAAAAGUCUCAAGAUUUGAGUUGUGAUAUGA